AUGCUCAAGCCUGCAGGCCAAGUGGAGCAUACUCCGAAGCUUACGAUGAAUUUCUUUGUGCUCCGGCGUAGACCUACCGCAUCCGCACGUAGGCAACGGGAAGCUGCCCCUGUUGCUGAGCUGACUGAGGACGUACCAGCACUUGGUGCAGAGGGAUUAAUUGGUGAUGGUGCUGAGGGCUUAGUGGUGAUGGUGCUGAGGGAUCCGCUACUGAUGAUGCUGAGUGAUUUCCAGGAACGUCCUGAAUUAAAGUUGGUCUCCCACGGAAGGAAGGUUGAGAAGUUUGGGAGGCCAGCUCCUGAGAUUGAAGGGUUAGUCGAUCCCACAAGAUUAACUCCUUUGAUCGAGUGUUCAGUAGUCACCGGCGAUUUGGGAGUUAUAUUCGCUUUUGUCGAGAGGUGGCACAAGGAGACUAGCAGCUUCUAUCUUUUAGUAGGAGAGUUGACCAUCACACUAGAUGAUGUGGCGUCACUCCUCCAUCUGCCGAUCACAGGCACCUUCCACAGCUUCGAGCCUCUACAUGUGGACGAGGCAGUCAUCAUGUUGGUGGAGUUGCUUGAUGUCUCGGGUGAGGAGGCUAGAGCUGAGACUAGUGAGAGCUAUGCCUGGGGAGCUGCCGCGCUGGUGCAUAUGUAUGACCAGUCAAAUGAAGCUUCUCAGAGCACUAGACAACAGAUUGUUGGGUACCUUACUUUAUUACAGUGUUGGAUAUAUGAGCACUUUCCCAGUGUGCAUGAUAGCGUUACUGAUGAUGGCUACGAUGAGACGUCCCCACAUGCCUGA
This is a messenger RNA of Glycine soja, 783 nucleotides long. RefSeq names its product protein MAIN-LIKE 2-like. The record is from RefSeq and is a predicted model, not a curated record. Gene Ontology annotation, biological process: meristem development; meristem maintenance. Lineage: Eukaryota; Viridiplantae; Streptophyta; Magnoliopsida; Fabales; Fabaceae. The coding region runs from base 1 to 783 and encodes 260 amino acids. The transcript has 5 exons.